AUGGACAAAGCAAGAAGAUUAAACAUUGAAUUAAAGCAUCAUGAGGUUAACAUAAUUAAUGUAGUUCUUUCCUUAAACCUUUUUUUUUCUUCACCUUCCCCACAGAACUCUAACCUCAGCACUCAGGAUCAUGAGAACAUCAUUGUGGCCAUUGCUCCUCUUCUGGAGAACAACCACCCACCACCUGACCUGUGUGAAUUCUUCUGUAAGCACUGUCGGGAGCGGCCACGCUCCAUGGUUGUGAUCGAAGUGUUCACUCCUGUGGUCCAGAGAAUCCUCAAACACAAUAUG
This is a messenger RNA of Notothenia coriiceps (black rockcod), 291 nucleotides long. Its product is annotated as C-Maf-inducing protein-like. The transcript is spliced from 4 exons. Lineage: Eukaryota; Metazoa; Chordata; Actinopteri; Perciformes; Nototheniidae. The record is from RefSeq and is a predicted model, not a curated record. The annotation marks the transcript as partial.